Trichomonas vaginalis G3 is the source of this 576-nucleotide messenger RNA. Its product is annotated as translation initiation factor protein. NCBI's taxonomy places the organism in Eukaryota, Parabasalia, Trichomonadida, Trichomonadidae. Gene Ontology annotation, biological process: translational initiation; formation of cytoplasmic translation initiation complex; formation of translation preinitiation complex. The record is from RefSeq and is a predicted model, not a curated record. Gene Ontology annotation, cellular component: eukaryotic translation initiation factor 2 complex. Bases 1 to 576 code for a protein of 191 amino acids. The transcript has a single exon. Gene Ontology annotation, molecular function: translation initiation factor binding; translation initiation factor activity; mRNA binding.
AUGGCUGAACCAUUACUCGGCACAUUCGACGAAAAAGCAUACAAGAAGCGCAAGCACUGGCGUAUUGAUGUUGAAGAAGAAGCUCGUAACUGCGCUGGCAGUGAUAAUGUUAUCUUAGCUUCAUACUCUGAUUUAUUGCAGCGCGUUUUCAACUCAAUGCAAAAGAACCCAGAAGAUGAUAACCGCGCCCGUAAGAUCGCCUUACCAAACCCACAAAUCGAUCGUAAGGGUAAGAAGACAAUUUUCGCCAACUUUACAACAAUCUGCGACCAGCUCAAGCGUUCCCCAGAGCACGUUAAGCAAUACAUCAAUACAGAGCAGAAUGCAGACUCAUCAAUCGAUGGAAAUGGCGCUUUGAUUAUCUCUGGCCGUCUCCAGCAAUCCCAAAUCGAAAAGCUUAUGCUUAACUAUAUUCUUACAUACGUUCAGUGCCCAGUUUGCCAUAGCACUGAUACAAAGUUAGAAAAGCAGAACCGUCUUCAGUUUAUCAAAUGUAAUACUUGCACAGCUCAGCGUGCUGUUCAACAAAUUAAGGGUGGCUUCGUAGCAAAUACAAACAAGCGCUCUCGCCGUUAA